AUGACUGAUCUGAGAGCGAUGUUCGCUCGACUUAGCUUGUUCGACGACGGGAGUUUGUUAGCUGAGCUUCAAGUUAAAGCAGAGCACCAGUUGCCAUCGGGAUUGCUGCAGCCGAUUAAGAUUCCACUAUGGAAGUGGGAGCGAGUAACGAUGGAUUUCAAGCUGGUGAAGCUCUAUAUUUCUGAAAUAGUGAGACUGCAUGGGGUACCGGUUACGAUCAUCUCUGAUAGGGAUCCUCGUUUCACGUAUCAGUUUUGGAAAAAGGUGCAUGAGACUCUGGGUUCAAGUUGGGAGGAUUAUCUGCCGUUAGUAGAGUUGGCCUAUAAUAGUAGCUUUCAGUCUAGCAUCCAGAUGACACAUUACGAGGCACUGUACGGUCGUAAGUGUCGCACUCCUUUAUGUUGGACUGAGUUGGGCGAGCGACGUGUUCUGGGACCUGAGUUGGUCUUUGAGACAGAGGAUAAGGUCUCACCAUGGAAGAAGUUACUGAGGUUUGGUCGUAUGGGCAAGUUGAGCCCUAGGUUUAUUAGACCUUACCAUAUUCUGAAGCGAGUGGGACCAGUUGCUUAUCAAUUAGAGCUACCUCCGGCGUUGGAUCGUAUCCAUGAUGUGUUCUAUGUCUCUAUAUUGAGGCGUUACCACUCUGAUCCUACUCAUAUUGUCCUUGUUGAGGAGAUCGAGGUUAGGCCAAACUUGACCUUUGAGGAGGAGCCUGUCCACAUUCUGGAUAGUGACGUAAAGGUUUUGAGGAGGAAGUCUAUUCCUUUGGUGAAGGUUCUAUGGCAUAAUCAUAGCACUGAGGAGGUCACGUGGGAGCCUGAUGAUGCGAUGCGUCGCAGUAUCCUUAUUUGUUUUGAUCAACUAAGAGUUGUAUUGGGGUAA
Messenger RNA from Gossypium raimondii (Peruvian cotton), 882 nucleotides. RefSeq lists its product as uncharacterized. The record is from RefSeq and is a predicted model, not a curated record. NCBI's taxonomy places the organism in Eukaryota, Viridiplantae, Streptophyta, Magnoliopsida, Malvales, Malvaceae. Gene Ontology annotation, molecular function: nucleic acid binding. The coding region runs from base 1 to 882 and encodes 293 amino acids. The transcript is spliced from 6 exons.